Molecule: messenger RNA, 2416 nt
Organism: Notechis scutatus (mainland tiger snake)
Lineage: Eukaryota; Metazoa; Chordata; Lepidosauria; Squamata; Elapidae
Gene: FOXRED1
Product: FAD dependent oxidoreductase domain containing 1
Biological process (GO): mitochondrial respiratory chain complex I assembly
Cellular component (GO): cytoplasm
Source: RefSeq, a predicted model, not a curated record
UAAACGUCACUCUUCCCUCUGACGUCAGAGAGGCGUCUGUCGCGCCAUGCUCCGCCGAGGGAGCCCGCUGGCCGGUCUGCGCCCUUUGCUGGCGGCGCGACGGCGGCUCUUCGCUAACCCCGAGGAGCCCCGGGUUCGCUUCAGCAUCAUCCGCGGCGGGGAUUUCUUCCGAGAAUUUAAGAAGCUGACCAAUUUCCCAAACUUGAAGACUGACUUUGAUUCCUUAUUUCCAAAAAGAGAUCUCCCUCCUGAGCAUUCCGAUGUGGUGAUCAUUGGCGGUGGGAUAAUAGGCUGGUCCAUUGCCUACUGGCUGAAAGCCAAGGAAACACGCAGAAAUGCCAUUCAAGUGUUGGUAAUUGAGAGAGACAAUACUUAUUCCAAAGCAUCCACAGUUCUUUCUGCUGGAGGGAUACGGCAACAGUUUUCAGUGGAAGAAAAUAUCUGGAUGAGUUCUUUCUCAGCAAACUUCUUGCGUUUAAUCAACGAACAUCUUGGUGUUGUUGGGGAACCACCCAUUGAUAUUCAGUUUAAUCAUUCGGGUUAUCUCUUUCUCGCUUCAGAGAAUGAAGCUGCUGUUUUGGAGGAGAACGUAAACCUUCAAAGAAAGGAAGGCGUAGCUGUCUCUCUGCUUUCACCAGCACAACUGAAAAAGAAAUUUCCAUGGUUGAACACUGAUGACGUAGCUCUGGCUUCUUAUGGCUUGGAAAAUGAGGGCUGGUUUGAUCCCUGGUCUCUUCUCAACGCAUUCAAGAGAAAAGCCAUCUCUCUGGGCACGCUCCAGUAUCACGGAGAAGUGACAUCUUUCAACUCGGGUUUUUAUGAAAUGAAGAUUAAAGAUCAGCAUUGUAAAGCCUCGUGUAUUAAAGCUGUCAAUGUCCAGUUGCCCGAAAGUUUUGAACGUGCCAAGGUAGACUGUUGUAUAGUGGUAAAUGCGGCAGGAGCCUGGUCAGGCAAAGUGGCUGAGAUGGCUGGCAUUGGGGCUCCAUCCGAAAACAACCCAGCAGGGGUCAAGUUUCCAGUAGAACCCAAGAAAAGGUAUGUCUAUGUCUGGCACUGCCCUGAGGGACCCAGCUUGGAGUGCCCAUUCCUCAUUGACACCACUGGAGCGUAUUUCCGAAGAGAAGGUUUGGGUGGCAACUAUCUUGGAGGCUUAAGCCCAACAGAAGAAGAAGAGCCAGAUAUUGAAAAUUUGGAGGUAGACCAUGAGUUCUUCCAGGAAAAAGUCUGGCCUAAGCUUGCCCACCGACUGCCGUGCUUUGAAUCUUUGAAGGUGAAAAGCUCCUGGGCCGGUUACUACGACUACAAUACGUUUGAUCAGAAUCCUGUGAUUGGCAGGCACCCACAAGUGUCAAACCUCUACUUUGCUUCAGGCUUCAGUGGACAUGGGUUACAGCAUGCCCCAGCAGUGGGACAAGCCGUAGCCGAGCUCAUUCUUGACCUUAAAUAUAAGACCAUCAACCUGGAGAGAUUCUCCUUCGAUAGGCUUAUCAAAGAUGAGAAGCUCCUGGAAAGAAAUAUAGUCUAAUGCCACCCAAGUUGGGAUUCAUUUGAAGAGCUGAGUCUUCAUCGUUUUAUUCUCUCCCUACUUUUUAUCGUCAGGCCUAGUCAUUGCAUCCAGCACCAGGAAGUUGCUCUGACUGUGAUAUGGCAGCAGCUGCAGCUCAUUUGAAUGGGUCUGUUCUGCGCAGAAUAACUCGGAGUAACCGAAGAGCGAUCAAAUGCUGAUGCUGCUGUGAUCAAAGCUCGCGGAACCCGAAAUUGAAGAGGAGACUCGUGGAGGAGAGGGGUUUUCCCCUCGCCAGCUCUACUUCUGCUCUCCUUUGUCACUUCUCCUGUGCUUUAGAGCUUAAGCUUCUCUUUCAGCAGAGGACUUUAGAGAAAGAGGAAGGAGAUGACAAAAGAUCUGCUGUCCCUCUUGUACCUCUUCCUCCGCUGUUUGGCCUACUAGGACUCUGGUGUCUGCUUACUGCUAACACUGCUCAGUGUUAGAAGAAAAAGGAAGUUAUUCCAGGAAUGUGGCUAAAAGGAGACAAAAGGAAACGACUCAACCAGGCCGCUUUUUAAACACCUCUCCCUUCUCCCUCCUUCAAGUCAAAAUUUAGAUCAAGAAUAGGAUGUCUUGGACUGAAAUAGAAGUUUAACGAGGAUAAAGCCUUACCUGCAGCCAUUCAUCAGCUAGAUUCGUUUAGACCAGGGGUCUCCAACUUUAGCAACUUUAAGACUUGGGGACUUCAAUUCCCACUUGAAGUCCACAAGUCUUAAAGUUGCUAAGGUUGGAGUCCCCUGCUCUAGACAGUCUUUCUCAAACUGGAAAUGUUAAGAUGGGUGAACUCCAAUUCCCAGAAUUCCCCAGCCAGAAAUCUAAGAAAGAAACUCUCCGUUCCCUAGUUUAUCUCCAGUACCUGAUAUGCAGAAA